CCAACGCCGGGCUGAGAAGCCGCUGCCGCCUUCAGUCGCGCGCGCAGCCAGAUUCGUCGUCAGUCGCGCGCAGAGGAGCAUCUGCUAGUCCAUCCAGCCGCUGCCGCUAGCCGUGCGCAGAAGCCGUUGUCAGAAUCGCCGUCGUCGUGCCAGGAGAAGUGUUCUUGUUCUUAUUUUUCUGACGAAAAUACCAAGAUCUGAAAUUAGUUGGAUCGGGUAUCUUGUCUAGUCGUUUGAUAUGGCAGAAGAUGGGAAGUUCCGAAUUGAGAAGUUCGAUGUCGGUUUCUGGACUUUGAAGGAUGUCAAAGUUGUUCCAGCCUUGAAGAAAAGUUUGAUUUCUGUUAGGCAGUUGGACGAACAGGGACACGAGGUGAAGUUCAGAGAUGGGCAGUGGAAGGUCGUGAAGGGAAAUCUUGUCAUGGCCCGUGGAAGGAAGAGAGGUUCGUUGUAUAUGGUCGAGUUACCAUCUGAGGGAGUGACCGUCCCAGUUCAGAAGAAAAACGAAGUCCGGUUCACAGAGUCUCGUGGGCAGAAUAAGGUUGUCUGUGCAAGAGAGAAACCUAGAGCCACAUGUCAGACUCAGGAUGAACGAGCGAGGAAAGGUUCAAGGGGGCCAGUAAGAGGUAUUUGUGGCAGUGGGAGCUCAAGAGGCGCUUCAGCCAAGUUGCCUAGAAGACAGUGGGUCAGGAGAACCAGUAUUUCAGCUGUUGGAACAUCUCCAAAAAAUUUCUUGCUGAGUACGGAGAGUGUUUGUUCUCAGGAUGUUCCAGGAUCCGGUAGUGUGCGUCUGCAGUGGGAGCCGGUAGGGACCGAGGACGAGUCAGUGGCAGAUUUUGCCGUGACUGAUGUGUUGGAGCUUGGGAGAGCUUCAACAGGCCUUUCAGUUGUCUGAUGAGAGGGCCGCUGCAACAGGAGAGCUGAGGAAGAUUACUCGAUGUACAAGCAAUCGCGGCGGAUGGCAGUUGAUGACUAUCAAGCCUCCAAGUGGGAGAAUGUUGGGUUUGUGGAGGCUUGGGCUUAAUUUGUAGGCCCGGCCCGUUUGUUGUAACCCUAGUUGCGCUCUUCCUAUAUAUAUUGCAUACUUGUACUUGUAAUCGGCACCACAAGUGAAAUAAGAAAAUCCUCCCGUUGCAGCCGUGGAUUAGGGAAACCGAACCACGAUAAAUUCUUGUGUGUCGU
Molecule: messenger RNA, 1179 nt
Organism: Cuscuta campestris
Lineage: Eukaryota; Viridiplantae; Streptophyta; Magnoliopsida; Solanales; Convolvulaceae
Source: the annotation of a GenBank genome assembly